Molecule: messenger RNA, 1236 nt
Organism: Gamsiella multidivaricata
Lineage: Eukaryota; Fungi; Mortierellomycota; Mortierellomycetes; Mortierellales; Mortierellaceae
Exons: 5
Coding region: 89-1159 (356 amino acids)
Biological process (GO): RNA processing
Source: RefSeq, a predicted model, not a curated record
ACGCCGCCCAGGGAGACAUGGCUCGACAUCGACCUUGAGCCUUCAGGAAUCGCAGCCUCGCCUUCUCUGGACUUGAGACGCAUCAGCCAUGGGACGCAAAAGUGGCAGGAGUCUGAACCCAGCGGACCAGUACCGCAAGGAGCAGCACAAAAAGGAGAUCAAGAAGAACAAACAAGACCGCAAGAAGGUCCGCGAGGUGAACUCUUUGCUUAGAGACACUACCACAGAAUCUGAAUUGGCGGAAUAUGAAGAACUGGAAAAGAAAGGAAAACUUGACAAGGAUGGAGCCAAGAAACUAGCCGAGCUGAGGGAUAAAAUGGCCAAGAUCAUUGGUACCAAGAAGGCGCACGGAAUCAAGAUAAAACCUAAGAAGGCCGAGCUUGAACAGCCAGUGCCGGUGACAGAACCAACACGGGACCCCACGCGAUCAAUCUACUAUGACCCAAUUCUGAACCCAUUCGGAGCACCUCCUCCAGGCCAGCCCUAUCUGGAAUACCCCCCGUUUCCAUCAGAUAUUUCUGCAGGCAUGGAAGCAGCACCGGGAGGUUCUCAACAGCAUCAGGAAGAAGCUGAGUCUGAGUCUGGGUCUGAUUCAGAGGACUCGGACUCAGACUCGGACUCGGACUCAGACUCGGACUCGUCAACUACUGGGUCAGAGUCAGAGGAUGUCGAUGAGGAGAAUUACAUGCCACCUCUUCCACAAGGACCAGCACCAGCAAAAGAGGACCAGGCGAGAUACCUCGAAUCCACAAAACCAAAAACUAUUGCUCCUCCACGGAUACAGCAGCCACAGCAACAUUGGCGACCCAUGCAAGGGCCUCCGGGAAUACAUCCUCAGGGCAUGCCCCAUCCAGGAAUACAAGGACCACCAGGAGGACCAGUAAACCUAUAUGGUAUGCACUGUAUUUUAUAUUUGGCAUCGCUCUCCAUCUUGGAACACUCUAUUAAGCAUAUCGACUCUUGGGGUUAUUUACCAUGGAAUAGGGCCUCCUAUCGGGUUUCAACCGCCACUAGGAAAUAUAUAUCCACCACCAAGACCAGGAAUGGGACCACCGCCCAUGGGCUAUGUCCCUCAGCCAAUACAGAAUGCACCAGGAUUUGGCCCGCCCCUAGCAGGAUUUGGUCCGCCUGGAUAUGGUCCUCCAGGAGCGCACAGUAGAUCUGGUGGGCCUGGUGGAUUUGAUCCAGGAGUUUAUCCAGGAAGGACACCUCAUGCACGACCUAUGCGAUCUCCAU